Molecule: messenger RNA, 1203 nt
Organism: Polychytrium aggregatum
Lineage: Eukaryota; Fungi; Chytridiomycota; Chytridiomycetes; Polychytriales
Exons: 7
Coding region: 1-1203 (400 amino acids)
Biological process (GO): unsaturated fatty acid biosynthetic process
Cellular component (GO): endoplasmic reticulum membrane
Molecular function (GO): heme binding; iron ion binding; stearoyl-CoA 9-desaturase activity
Source: RefSeq, a predicted model, not a curated record
AUGUCGGUUCCGUCUUCCGAGCAGAAGAACGAGACCUGGUGGAUCAACGGCAUCUUUGUGCUGCUGGCCCACCUGGUCGCCAUCUACGCCUUCCUCUACUACCCGGUCUCCUACAAAGUUCAGUGGCUGACCUACAUCUGCUGGCAGCUGGCUACUCUGGGCAUCACCAUGGGCUACCAUCGACUGUGGAGCCACCGAGCGUUCAAGGCCAGCUUCCCUCUCAAGGUCAUGCUGGCGCUGAUGGGUACUAUGGGCUUCCAGGGCAGCGCAAAGUGGUGGGUCCUGCGACACCGCCUGCAUCAUAGAUACACCGAUACGGACCACGAUCCAUAUGAUGCCAAGAAAGGCCUCUGGUUCUCCCACAUCGGCUGGAUCUUUGAGAAGCCCUUCUAUCCUCGCAUGAAGUACAUUGAGCAGGAGGAUCUCAACAGCGAUCCCGUGGUUGUUUUCCAGCACAAGUACUUUGUGCCGCUUGCCUUUGCCUGCGGCUUCGGCAUCCCAACCCUCAUCGGCGCCUUGUGGGGCGAAGCUCUCGGUGCAUUCCUCUACUGUGGCUUCAUCGCCCGCAUCCUCAUCUGGCAUGUCACCUUCUGCAUCAACAGUCUGGCCCAUUACAUCGGCGACCAGGAGUACUCGGAUGAGAUGACUGCCCGCGGCAACCUUCUCCUCGCCAUCAUCACGAAUGGCGAGGGCUACCACAACUUUCACCACGAAUUCCCCAACGACUACCGUAACGGUGUUCUGCCCCACGAGUGGGACCCGACCAAGUGGCUCAUCUGGGGCUCUUCUAAGCUCGGCCUGGCCUGGGAUCUGCGAAUUACGCCUGAUAAUGAAAUCAUCAAGGCCAAGAUUCUGACCGCCGAGAAGAAGGUGGCUGAAUACCGCGAGCAGGUGACCUGGGGCCCUGAGACGGCGUCGCUCAAGAGCUACACCCCGCAACAGUUCAACGACAUGGUGCAGCUGAAGAAGGCCGAGUGGAUCAUCAUCGACGACAUCAUUUUGGACGUGCGAGAUUUCAAGGAGCGCCACCCCGGAGGCGCCAAGCUGAUCGACGCCCAGAUCGGCAAGGAUGCCACCAAGGCCUUCUACGGCAUCCUCAACAACCACACCCUGAGCGCUCGCACCUAUCUCAAGAUGCUCGCCGUCGGCAAGAUCGAUAGCCACGAGGGGAUCAUCUCGGGCGAGGGCGACAAGGACAAGUAA